AGUUGGCACCUCUAAAAUUGCCUCGCGUAAUAUUGUAGGCUACGAAACAAUAUGGUGAAAUUCCAGGUCAUUGUCUGUCUCUGAAGUCGCGCAGGGUGCUAAAUAAUAUUUAAAAAGGCUCAGGGACCUCUCAGACAGUCCAGUAGGUAGUAGGCGUAGUCACAUGCAGUAGGGUUUGUAGCUUUGCUAAUGUAAAACCAGGCUAUUUGGAUGUAAUAUACUUGUGAACGCCGUGACGCACGCGGAGACCCUGGGCGCUGAGCGCGUGCAGUGUGCGCAGUACUGGAGGCGCGUAAACGAGGGCACUGUUACAUUAUGUACGGUAUGAAGUUGGCGCGCAGCUGAAGCCGUUCCGCUUCCUAACGCUAGGAGCCCAAACGGCGGCGGCGCUCAGCCUCAAAGCGACCAAAGCGGCUUAGCGAGCGCACACGUUUCCUCAUCCCCUGCUCCUUCUACUUUUAUUAUAGUUAAGAGAUCCGAGCAGAUUAGAGCUCAGGCGCAGAGAUCGGAGGUCCCACUGCGAGGGCGCGCGUGCGUGUGUUUGUGUGCGCGCGUGUCUGUGCGCGUGUGGGUUUUUUUUCUUUGGAAGAUCAGCGCCUAUUUAUUUGAGCAAAGUGUUUUAACACGAGGACGCAUCGCUCCGUCAAAAAAGGAGAGCAAAGCAUGAAGCCAGCAUCAGCAGCAGCAGCAGCAGCAUUUCACAGCUCGAAGAUGCUCUUCUUGAUCACGGUAGUGAUGAUCGCACCGGGAAAAGGUUCCUUCCUGGAUGGGAAGAUGGCAGUCACUCAGAGAGGGGAAUCUCUAGACUCAGAUGACAAACAGGGUGUGUUCCACAGCACACUGGACACAGGCAGAGAACUUCCCCUGGUCACAACAGCACCGCCUUUCACCGACCUUAACCACCACCUUCAGUUCAAAACUAUUUCUCAACCUGAUCCACGCUAUCAGAGCCAGGAACAGUUCAAAGACAGCAGAGACGUGGACCAUCAUCUCUUCAAGGCUCUAUCAGCUCAGCUGGUUCCUCAUGAGGAUGCAGUGCCAUUCUCUGAUAUGGCUACAGGGUCUUUCUCUGUGCACCCUGCUAAACUCACUGCUGAGAGCCUGGAGCGGAGUGGAGCUGCUGGAGAAACCCAGAGGCAGAGCUCAGAGGAACUGUCCACAGAAUCACUGACCACUAGUAUCAUGCCAACUUCUGCUCCACCUUCCUGCCACACAGUUCCUGAAAAACAUUUAGGACGUCCCCAUGCAGCAACCACACAAGAGCCUGGGGGUAUUACGACACUUGUGAUGAGAGAAGAAGAGGAAACAUCAAAGACUAGAGAGAGACACAAAGGUCCUGCCACUGAUGCAAACGCAGUGACAUUGUCUGUGGAUCAGGAUGAUGAGACUACCACAACCACUAUUUUCACCACCACUAUUAUUACCACAAUACAGACUCCAGCUCCAUGCAGCAUCAAUUUCACGGCGCCAGGGGGCUAUAUAGAGACACCAUCACAAGGCAGCUGUGACUACUCCAACUUUGACUGCACCUACACCGUGACUGUCUACAUGGGCUACGGGGUGGAGAUUCAGGUGAUGAAUGUGAGUUUGGUUGAAGGGGACUCUGUGAGGUUUGAGGAUCUGGGAGGCCAUGAGGCAUCAGUGCUGGCUAAUGAGUCCAUCCUGAUAAAGGGCUUGGUGGUGCGCAGCUACAGCAACCAGAUCUCCGUCCACUUCCGCAGCCGGCAGCCCUGCCACGGCUCCUUCCUGUUACUCUACCAAGCGUUUGUCCUGAGCUGUAAUUUCCCCGAGCGGCCAGCCUACGGUGAUGUAACUGUCAGCAGUCUGCACGCAGGGGGAGAAGCUUAUUUCUACUGCUUUACUGGCUACCAGCUUCAGGGCCCCUCCACCCUCACAUGCCUCAAUGCUACAACUCCGUACUGGAAUGGAAAAGAACCCAGGUGUAUCGCGGCCUGCGGUGGAAUGAUGAAGAACUCUACACUCGGCCGCAUCGUGUCUCCUGGCUUCCCCAGUAACUACAGCAACAAUCUGACAUGCCACUGGGUGCUGGAGGCUCCAGAAGGACAGCGGCUCCAUGUGCACUUUGAGAAGGUGGCGCUCGCUGAGGAUGAUGACAGGUUACUCAUCAAAAACGGGAACAACAUUGAUUCCUCGACACUCUAUGAUUCUUAUGAAGUGGAAUAUUUACCCAACGAGGGCAUCGUCAGCACCUCUAGAUAUCUUUUUAUUGAGUUCACCACUGACGGCUCAGGCACCAACACAGGAGCCGCAAUCAGAUAUGAAGCUUUCGCACCAGGGCAUUGCUAUGAGCCUUUUGUCAAGUAUGGCAACUUCACCAGCAGUGACAUCAGCUACGGUGUGGGUGCAGUGGUAGAGUUUAGCUGCGAUCCUGGAUACACGCUGGAGCAAGGCUCUGUUAUCAUUGAGUGCAUGGACCUCAAAAACCCACAGUGGAACGAGACUGAGCCUGCAUGCCGAGCGGUGUGCAGUGGGGAGAUCACUGAUUCUGCCGGAGUGGUGCUGUCUCCAAACUGGCCUGAAGCGUAUGAUAAAGGCCAGGACUGCAUCUGGGGUAUCCAUGUGGAGGAGGACAAGCGGAUCAUGCUGGACAUCCAAGUCCUACACAUGGGAAUGAAUGACCUGCUGACAUUCUAUGAUGGAGACGACCUGACUGCUAAGGUACUGGGCCAGUACAGUGGCUCUCGUCCGCGUUUCAAGCUCUACACAUCUACAGCUGAUGUCACCAUCCAGUUCCAGUCUGACCCCGCCACCAACGUUUACGGCUACAACAAUGGCUUUGUGGUGCACUUCUUUGAGGUUCCUCGUAACGACACGUGUCCAGAGCUUCCUGAGAUAACUAAUGGCUGGAAGACUACAUCUCACCCUGAGCUGGUGCAUGGUACAGUAGUAACCUAUCAGUGUUACCCAGGCUUCGAGGUGGUGGGCACCGAAAUGCUCAUGUGCCAGUGGGACCUGACAUGGAGUGGAGACCUGCCUACCUGUGAGAGAGUGCUGUCAUGCCCAGAUCCUGGCAUGGUAGAGCACAGCCGCAGAGUGAUGUCGGGUCCUCGACUGAUUGUUGGCUCCACAGUGCAGUACAUCUGCAACAAGGGCUACUCUCUGUCUGGAAACAGUCUCCUUUCCUGUUACAACCGUGAUUCCACUGGACCCAAGUGGAGUGAGAAGCCACCCAAAUGCAUCCCUGAUACAUAUGAAGCCUGUAGGAACCCCGGAAUCCCAGCAUUUGGUGUCCAGGUAUCACAGAAGCAGUUCUACCAAGCAGGAGAGAUACUGCACUUCUCCUGCCAUAGUGGCUAUAAGCUCAUUGGGGAAGCAAAUAUUCGCUGUGUCCCCAGUCACCCAUCGAAGUGGAGUCACCCACCUCCAGUGUGCAAAGCAGCACUGGAGUAUGUAAAUGAGCGCAGGCUUGAUGUUGCCAGAACAGAUUUCAGCAUGGAAGGAGCCAAUGUGGUUCUUGCCAUCUUCAUCCCUGUAGCUAUAAUUAUGUUAAUUGUCUUGUCCGUAUACUUCUAUUUUUCAAGGGUGCAAGGGAAGACUUUUCGAUUGCCCAUGUCUGCAUCGCCACAGUAUGACCAGAUCAGAGGCGAGACAGCCUUUGAGAACCCCAUCUAUGAGACAGCAGUAAGUACACACAUCAGCUCAGUGGUCUCUUUCAUUUUUCAAUACCCCACAUUCUCAAUUAAGCCCUCUGCAUCCUUCCUCCACUAAUGUGUAGUUUCUGCGGUUGUUUAGUUUCCAUAACAAAGUUUCAUUCAGCUGUUCAUGACUAUGAUUGUACAUCUGGGGUGAAAUUAUGAUCUUAAAAUUAUGAUCUGAAAACACCAUCUGUGUUACUUUAUUGCAGGCUCAUGUGCCAAAUCUAAUUAGCUUCAGGAGCUUCGGGAUUUUAAAUGAAAUUCCACACGUUUAGAAAUGUAGCAUGGAACCCUGUCAACCUUCAUGUUUAUAGUGCUAUGACAUUCAUUUAAAAUACAUUCAACUGAUGCAUAUGCUUUGGGAAGGGCAUCAUUUUGAAGGUUAUUUGGUCAUCCUAUCAUCAUCAUCAUCAUCCUAUUGUCCUUGUUCCCCUCUCACGGUCCUCCUGGCACUUUCUAUUUUUAAAGCUUUAACACUUUGAAUCUCUGUCUCUCCCCUCUCCCUCUCUUUGCGUCCCAGAAGAACAGUGAGGUGAGUAUAUCUGACAGCACUUAGUCAAUACCAUUAACUGUUUGUUAUGGGCUGCUUGUGUCACAGAGUGGCUUCAAUUCACACCUUCUGUUUGUAAUGUUUGUUUUCUGACAUCUCUCUCUGUGAUUAGGGCCACAUGAUGCACUUCCAUGUAGUGCUGUGAAAUCUGUAGCCCAGGGGUCCAGUCUGUUUGUGUGUGUUUGUGUGUUCACAUUAAGUGGGUCAGUGAGAAGCAAAGACAGACUCAUUAGCACCUCCAUCGGGUGUGAAUGGAAACACUGCCUUUGGAGAUGAGCUCCCUCGUGUGUGUACUAUUUUUAUAUUUGAGCUGUCCUCUACUUGGUUAAGGCUAGGAACUGUUUGCACAUACAAAAUUAUAAAAUCUAAAGUACAAAUUCCCUGAUGGUUGGCAGCUGUGCACUCACCAGUAUGAACUUAUUGCAUACACAGUCUGGGAUUUGUUUCAUACCUUUUAUGUUUUUGUUAUUUUGUCCUGACAUUGGUAUACUGGCAUUUUCCCAAAACCAUGGUUUCUUUUGCACUGCAUUAUUUGAAAUAUUUCAUCAGCUUUGGUUGGCUUUUCAUGAUCUCUGCAUUGCCUUUCUUUUGAUGGUUUCAUGUUUGAACAGAGAGUGAUCAUUGCGCCCAGACACCAGCGGUUCUUCCCUAUAGGAUACUGUUGUUAUGAGAAAGCCUAUAAGGAGAGUUGAUCGGUGGCAUAGCACUGGUUGGAGCAAAGCAGGUUGGAACCAUAGGACACAAGAGAGUACGAAGUCUCCAUUUAGACAUACUGCUUAUGUCCACACUCCGGACCUUAAGCCUUUCUUUGCCUUGUGGAGGUUCCCCAGCACCUUUCUCCUGUUUUCUGACCUCCUCUUAUCCUCAUCACACCCUUCUCGCCCCCCAGCUUUCCUCUCCUGGUUGGGUGUAAAUAUCCUGAUUGUCAGAGAAUUUCCACAAGUACUGCAAAGAGUGUGGAAAAUAUGAUCUUAUUUUUGUAGAGAUUCAAUAUCAGUGGUCUAGCAGCAAUGCUUUUACAGUUUUUAUCCAGUUAUGGAGCAAAGAGCUGGAGAUAAAACUACUGACAUGAAAGACUAGCUGCAUCCCCAAGUCUAGGCUGCAGCCUAGGCAGGUUACUUUUAAUUAUUUAGUCACACAAAAUGAGAAGAAAAGGCACAAAAAGGCCACAUGAGCACACCAUUGGAGAAGCUUCACACUUCAGUCAUGGCAUAAAUCGCUAAAGCAAUUCACAUUUAAAUAUGCUUAACUAAGUAUAUUUUACACAAUUACAUUAUCUUAUAUUCAUUUUAAAACAGGAUAUAUUGACAGCAGAAUUACCCUUUUUCUCGUGUUUUCUAAAAUGAAAAUGCUUAAUAAAUUAGAUCAUAAGAUAUUACUUGUGCCUUUGCUUUCUGGUAUUUUCUUCAAAUCUCAGACUGCCACCGAGAAUUAUGGGCCAUUGCAGUUUGUGAAGGAUACACCAGUUGCAUUCCUGAAAACUCCUGAAUGCAAUCGAGUGUUGAUUGCAGCCUAGACUUCGGCAUGCAUCUACUGUCAUCAAUCAAUUGAUGUCUCUCUAUAAUGAAUUUUUAUUUAUUUGUUAUUAUUAUUCAUUUAAGUGUUCUAGUCUUCUUCACAAGCACAGAGAGGCUGUGAUAAAACAUGUAGAACUGGAAUUUUGUUUUCCAUUUAUGAAUGUGACAAUAGAUCAGUCAAUCUGAUUAUGGUACACAAAUGUUAUUUUGGGGAAAAAUAAACGAUCAAAUUGAUUAUUGUAUGUCUAUCUAACAUACACACAGAUACACACACACAGACACACACACACACUUUUGUCAAAUAAAUUUAUGCAUGUUUUAUAUA
Molecule: messenger RNA, 6048 nt
Organism: Pangasianodon hypophthalmus (striped catfish)
Lineage: Eukaryota; Metazoa; Chordata; Actinopteri; Siluriformes; Pangasiidae
Gene: sez6b
Product: seizure related 6 homolog b
Exons: 17
Coding region: 664-3729 (1021 amino acids)
Biological process (GO): regulation of dendrite development; synapse maturation
Cellular component (GO): neuronal cell body; endoplasmic reticulum; dendritic shaft
Source: RefSeq, a predicted model, not a curated record